This is a messenger RNA of Cherax quadricarinatus, 2123 nucleotides long. RefSeq names its product Sac1 phosphatase (gene Sac1). Gene Ontology annotation, molecular function: phosphatidylinositol-4-phosphate phosphatase activity. Lineage: Eukaryota; Metazoa; Arthropoda; Malacostraca; Decapoda; Parastacidae. Gene Ontology annotation, cellular component: endoplasmic reticulum. The record is from RefSeq and is a predicted model, not a curated record. Gene Ontology annotation, biological process: phosphatidylinositol dephosphorylation.
GUAAGCGGCAAUGAUGGUGCCUUUACCUGUCCAUUGCUCUAUUUUCUAAUCCGUAUUUUAACGUUGUUACAACAGCUGAUGAUCACAGGGGAGUGUUGACGCCUGGAUCUUAUGACACUAAUCCAGAGAAGAGAGUGGCAACAUGUCUGCUGAUGUGGCAGAGGAACUGGUCUUCUACUGUACAGAUGACCGGUUUUUCUUAGAACCAGUAAACUCCAAGCAACUCAUGGUAAUAGAUCGGGUCAGCCAUGAAAUUGUUCUGGAGGAAAAUAGUGGUCAGAUUCCCUUCAGUGCUUCAAGGAAGACUGUGUAUGGAGUAGUAGGAAUUAUCCACUUGAUAGCUGGGCCAUAUCUAAUUUUAAUAACUAAGAGGAUGAAAGUUGGCACUCUAAAUAAACAGACAAUAUGGCGCCUAGAGGAUACGCAAGUUAUACCUUAUGCUAGGUCAACCACUUCCCUAACUGCUGAACAAAAAGUAUACAAUGACAAAUAUCUAGCCAUGCUUCAGCAAGUUUUAUCAACUCCAUACUUUUAUUUCUCAUACACCCAUGAUUUAACACACACGCUACAGAGACUUUACUAUACUGCUGAAGAUUUUUUGCAGAUGGCACUGCACGAGCGUGCUGAUGUAAGAUUUGUUUGGAACCAGCACUUGCUGAGAGACUUGUGUGUUCAACCAGAAAUAAAUGCAUUUUGCCUUCCUCUGGUCCAUGGCUUCAUUUCCAUCAAGCAAUGCAGUAUUAAUGGUGAGUGGUUUACUUGGACUUUGAUAUCUCGUAGGAGCGUUUAUCGUGCAGGCACUCGUAUGUGGAUGAGAGGCAUUGAUCCAGAAGGUACAGUUGCCAAUUAUGUUGAAACUGAACAGAUAAUUGAGUUUAGGGACUUUAGAUCAUCAUUUGUCCAGACAAGAGGGUCCAUUCCCCUCCUUUGGUCUCAAGAGCCGAACCUUAAAUACAAACCUGAACCUUUAAUUGGCAAUGCUAACCAUGAAGAAGCAUUUACACGGCACUUUGAGUCUCAAGUGCUUUGCUAUGGAAAACAAGUUGCAAUUAACCUGAUAGACCAAAAAGGGGUUGAAGGUAAGUUGCAUGAGGCAUUUAAACAUUUGAUUGAGACCAGUGUCAGACAGAUGAUAAGAGAUAAUGUAAAGUAUGAAUAUUUUGACUUUCAUCAUGAGUGUCGUAAAAUGCGGUGGGAUCGGCUAAGCAUCUUAAUGGAUCGUGUAGAACCUGACAGGGAAUCUAUGGGCUACUUCCUAUUUCGUGAUGGAGUAGUUCUUUUGGAGCAAGAGGGUGUAUUUCGCACCAAUUGUAUAGAUUGCUUAGAUCGUACUAAUGUUGUACAGUCCAUGUUAGCCAGGAAGCAGUUGAAAUCUGUCCUAACUCGAAUGGGAAUUCUUAGUGAAAAUCAGAAAAUAGAAGAUCAAUUCUCCUUUGAAGGUACAUUUAAGAAUGUUUGGGCUGACAAUGCUGAUAUUUUAAGCAUUCAGUAUUCAGGAACUGGAGCACUAAAAACAGAUUUCACACGCACAGGAAAACGAACUCAUGUGGGUCUUUUAAAAGAUGGAUGGAAUAGUGCCAUUCGAUACAUAAAGAACAAUUUCUUUGAUGGUGAUAGACAAGAUGCGGUGGAUCUUUUCCUUGGCAAGUAUCAAGUUGAGACAGGUGAGGGUGCCUCACGAUCCUGCCCACUUAAGGAACACAGAGACUCUCGACUUCUGUUACUGCCGGGAGCUGUUUUUAUCUCUCUACUUAUGGUGUUUGCAUGUAUUUUGCUUCCCUCGGACUAUACAUCAUUUACACUCUUAUCCCUUCUUUUCUGGGCAGCCAUGACUGUGGUUGCUGCUAUUGCUACACUCAUGCAAGGUCGGCAACUAGUUAAUGCACCACGCUUAAGUUUGUCUACACUCAAAAACCUCACAGCUCCUCCUAGAGUUGGGUAGCACAUCUAAGGUUGUGGAGAUGUAAACAAUCUUACCUUAAAACAGUUUAUUCAUGAGUUGUGUGUGAUAUACAUAUGUUUAUGUAUAUAUACUUUUAUUUUUGCAUUCAUGUGUGUGUACAUGUCUGAAUACAGGACACCAUGAGUGUUUGUUUUGUUCCAAUUGCUACCAACACACACAC